Messenger RNA from Mercurialis annua (annual mercury), 2717 nucleotides. RefSeq names its product polygalacturonate 4-alpha-galacturonosyltransferase. The transcript is spliced from 11 exons. The record is from RefSeq and is a predicted model, not a curated record. Bases 390 to 2441 code for a protein of 683 amino acids. Gene Ontology annotation, molecular function: polygalacturonate 4-alpha-galacturonosyltransferase activity. NCBI's taxonomy places the organism in Eukaryota, Viridiplantae, Streptophyta, Magnoliopsida, Malpighiales, Euphorbiaceae.
UCGGUCGGCACUCCUCGCACUCUUCUCCAAAACGCCAAAAUGUAAUGGAAACGACAUCGUUCUGAUCCUUUAUUUUUCCUCCUCCAUAUAUAAACAGUGAAAUAAAAGAAAAAUCAGCAACAGAGACGAGCGAAAUCCUGGAAACGAAGAUCACAUUCUUUUCACUCUGAUCCAAUCAAACGACACCAGUCUCUUUCGUUUUGCAUUUAAAUUUCUGGUUUUAACUCCAAUUUUUGCCGGCAAAUUCCAUCUGCAUUCACACGUUUCUUCCAUUAGUCAGCACUCACUCGCCGACUCGCUCACUGAGCUCGUCAUUGUCAGUCGCUCACCAAUGCUCUCCCGCUAGAUCUUAUCUCUAAUCCAACAGAGUUCUGUUUUGAUUUGGAGCAAUGGCGUUGAAGCGAGGAUUAUCAGGCUCUGGAAUUAACAGAAGCCGAGGCGGUGGAUCUCGAUUGCCGAUUGCUCUUGUUAUUUUCUUCUCCGUUUUGGCGCCGUUGAUUUUCUUUGUCGGUCGAGGUCUAUAUGCAAGUGAUUUAAACGAUGAAAAUAAUCUUCCAGUUGGUUACAACAAGCUGGAUUUGGAUUGGAGAGAGCGGCUAGCAUUGCAACACAUGAAAUCCCUUUUCUCGAAAGAGGUAAUUGACGUUGUCACAGCAGGCACAGCUGAUCUUGGACCUUUGAGUCUGGAUUCUUUCCGGAAAAACAAUUUGUCAGCUUCGUGGAAAGUUAUUGGGGUAGAAACAUCAGUCGACAACAGUGCUAUUUCUGAGCUAAACAACACAGCAACUCUUCUCAAGCAAGAAGCACCACCCAAGGGCAAAGGGAACAUCUUCUCGGAAGUUCAUUCUCAGUCCAUUGACACACCAGAUAAACAAGUUCGAAGGCAACUGAGAGAGAAAAGGCGUGAAAAGCGUGCAACUGACUUGAUGCGGCAAGAUAAUGAAGUGAUUUUAAAACUUGAGAAUGCAGCCAUUGAAAGAACGAAAUUGGUUGAUUCUGCUUAUCUGGGGAAGUACAGCAUAUGGAGGAAAGACAAUGAGAAUGAGAACCCUGAUGUAACUAUACGUUUAAUGCGAGAUCAAAUGAUAAUGGCAAGGGUAUAUAUCGGUAUAGCGAAGAUGAAAGAAAAACUUGACCUGCAUCAAGAAUUGCAGGCUCGGCUUAAAGAAAGUCAGCGUGUCGUGGGAGAGGCAACAGCUGAUGCUGAUCUGCAACGCAGUGCGUCUGACAAAGUAAAAGCUAUGGGCCAAGUUCUGGCAAAAGCAAGAGAGCAGCUGUUUGACUGCAAGUUGGUUACCGCAAAGCUUAGAGCAAUGCUUCAAACAGCAGAUGAGCAAGUUAGGAGCUUAAAAAAACAGAGCACUUUCCUAAGUCAAUUGGCUGCUAAAACUGUUCCGAAUGGAAUCCAUUGCUUGUCUAUGCGCCUAACAAUAGAUUACUAUCUCCUGUCUCCAGAGAAGAGAAAGUUCCCCAGAAGUGAGAAUCUGGAAGAUCCUAAUCUAUAUCAUUAUGCACUCUUCUCGGACAAUGUCUUGGCUGCAUCAGUUGUUGUCAACUCAACCAUCACGAAUGCAAAGGAUCCUUCUAAACAUGUAUUUCAUCUUGUUACUGAUAAACUCAACUUUGGAGCUAUGAACAUGUGGUUUUUAUUGAAUCCCCCGGGAAAGGCUGCAAUUCAUGUUGAGAAUGUUGACGACUUCAAGUGGCUUAAUGCAUCUUACUGUCCAGUUUUGAGGCAGCUAGAAUCUGCUGCAAUGAAAGAUUAUUACUUCAAGGCAAAUCAUCCAAACUCUCUUGCAUCUGGUUCUUCUAACCUGAAAUAUAGGAACCCAAAGUAUCUUUCAAUGCUUAAUCAUCUGAGGUUCUAUCUUCCGGAGGUAUAUCCAAAGUUAAAUAAGAUUCUGUUUCUUGAUGAUGAUAUUGUUGUUCAGAAAGAUUUAACUGGAUUAUGGUCAGUAAAUCUGAACGGAAAAGUGAACGGGGCAGUGGAAACUUGUGGUGAAAGCUUUCACAGGUUUGAUAAGUACCUAAAUUUUACAAAUCCCCAUAUCGCUAGAAACUUCAAACCCAAUGAUUGUGGGUGGGCAUAUGGGAUGAAUAUGUUUGAUCUCGUUGAAUGGAAGAAGAAGGAUAUAACUGGCAUUUAUCACAGGUGGCAAAAUAUGAAUGAAGAUAGGGUACUCUGGAAGCUGGGGACAUUGCCUCCUGGCCUGAUUACAUUUUAUGGUUUGACACAUCCACUUCAAAAGUCUUGGCAUGUGCUCGGAUUAGGUUACAACCCGAGCAUUGAUCGGAAAGAGAUUGACAGUGCAGCAGUAGUUCACUACAACGGCAACAUGAAGCCAUGGCUGGAGAUAGCAAUGACAAGAUAUCGGCCAUACUGGACCAAGUACAUCAAGUAUGAUCAUCCGUACCUUCGUACCUGCAACUUAAGUGAAUGAUCUUUGAUCAUAUCAUAUGCAACUAAACUAAGGUACAUUCUAAUGGUCUGCUUCUCUGUGUAUGCAAAUUUAAGGCCAGUUGAUUGAUUUAGCUGCACGAAGGAAUGCCGUUGAAUUUUCUGUGCUGCAUUCCUUCUAUAUCACACUGAUUGUUUAGUCUUCUUCUUUGUAAUUCGUUAUUUGUUCUCAAUUUUUCAUAUUAAUUCAAAAUAGGUGAUAGUUUGUAUGAAUUGCUGACCUGUAAAAAUCCAUAUGAUGCCGCUUUUUUUCUUGUUA